AAAGGAAAAAAGUUCGCAAAAGGAGGCAGGAGUACCCCGGACAGCCCUGCAGACUCGCUUUUUAUGUUUUCAAAAAGUCUCUCUUUGCAGUCUUUUUGCGUUCUGCAACCCUGAUAUUCUUAUUUUUCUUACGAAUCAUUUGAAAGCGGAAAGACUGAGGUAUCAUGGAACUGCUGUGUCUGGAAAUGGACACCAUCGUAAGAGCCCGUCCUGACCCGAAUCUCCUGUAUGAUGACAGGGUCUUACAGAGGUUGUUGACAAUUGAAGAAAGGUUUCUACCCCAAUGUUCUUAUUUCAAAUGCGUACAGAAAGAUAUUCAACCCUUUAUGAGGAGGAUGGUCGCGACCUGGAUGCUGGAGGUCUGUGAAGAACAGAAGUGCGAGGAAGAAGUUUUUCCUUUGGCAAUGAACUACUUGGACAGAUUUUUAGCAGUGGUACCAACUAGAAAGUGUAAUCUGCAGCUGCUGGGCGCAGUGUGUAUGUUUCUUGCGUCCAAACUCAAAGAGACACGUCCUUUAACUGCGGAAAAGCUGUGCAUUUACACUGACAAUUCUAUCAGACCGCAGGAACUGCUGGAGUGGGAGUUGGUGGUCCUAGGGAAGUUGAAGUGGAACUUGGCUGCCGUCACUCCCAACGAUUUUAUCGAGCACAUCGUGAGGAAAUUGCCGCUGCCCAAGGACAAACUGGACCUGAUCCGCAAGCAUGUGCAGACCUUCAUCGCCCUCUGCGCAACAGAUUUCACCUUCGCCAUGUACCCUCCAUCAAUGAUUGCCACGGGCAGUGUUGGAGCUGCCAUCUGCGGCCUGCAGUUAAACACCACUGACCAUUCUCUGUGGGGUGAUAACCUCACCGAUCUCCUCGCCAAGAUCACAAACACAGAAGUGGAUGUGCUAAAGGCCUGUCAGGAGCAGAUUGAGAGAGUUUUGAUGAACAGUCUGCGCGAGGGGCGUCGACAGCAGCAGAAGCAGCAGCAGCAGGAGCAGGGCGGGGCCAGGAACAAGACCCUGGACGAGCAGGACCAGUCCAGCACCCCCACCGACGUACGAGACAUCAACUUGUGAGGUCACCGGAGGAGCGGAACGAUCAAGCAACCUUCCAAACAAACGAGAGAAAAAAAAACAAACAAAAAAACAACAAAAACAAAAAUGACGAAAAAAAAACCCAAACAACCCCAACAAAAAAAGUGCUUACUAGUCUUUGUAGCUUUUUCCCUGUCAUCUUCUUCUUCUUCUUCUUCUUUUUCCUCUUCUUUUAUUGAAAAUGCUCCUUUUAAAAAAAGACAAAACAAACAUAAAAACACAAAAAAAACAAAUCAAAGCUAUUUUAGAUACAAAAAUAGAUAUUUUCAGAGCAGUUACAAAUUGAUACAGAAAAUUUCUAUGGUGCCUCUAAUUCAUAGAAGGGAAACCUAUAGUAUUUUGCUUACCAGUUUUGAUUGUAUAAACAUAAUAAAAUUUAUAUUUAAUACAAAAAGCAAUAGUGUAAUAAUAAUAAUAAUAAGGCUUUUAAAAGUAGAGUGUUAACCAUAUAAGAUUGGUAAGGGUACACACACACGGGGCUAUGGGUUUUUUUUGUUUUUUUUUUAGGAUUUGUUGUGGGGGGUUUUUUUUUGGUUAAUGUUUGUAUGCCUGGAUUUGGACGCUCACACACAUACAUCGGUGUAUCACAGUGUCUUCAAGAAGAGCAUUGGUGUGAGAUGGAUUAAAGGUCCUGUCUCAUGAUAGCGGGGGUCCUAUGUGAACAGAGCA
Chanos chanos (milkfish) is the source of this 1748-nucleotide messenger RNA. RefSeq names its product cyclin D2, a (gene ccnd2a). The record is from RefSeq and is a predicted model, not a curated record. NCBI's taxonomy places the organism in Eukaryota, Metazoa, Chordata, Actinopteri, Gonorynchiformes, Chanidae. The transcript is spliced from 5 exons. The coding region runs from base 165 to 1061 and encodes 298 amino acids.